CAGUAAAACGGUCUCUUUGCAAAACGCGCCACCCGUCGGCACGCUGCUCCGGGGGCCAGUCUCCUGCGCAGAUAGAUAGAUUGCCCCAGGCAGGAUCAUGCCUCCCCGAAAGAGCUCUGCUCAAAAUCCCUGGCCGCUCCCUGGACCCCAAGCGGGCCUCGACUCCUUGCGCUUUUCCUCUGCAUGCGCCUGGGAUCAUUCCCAAGCGCGCAGCGUGUGCCUCUAAGUAGCUCCCUGGUAGUUAAUUUUAAAUAAUAACAAUUAACAGUUAAAAGGACAGGGAAGGAAGAGGUGCGGGGAUCAAUCCAGGUCUCUAAGCCCUGCUGCACUCCGAGCUCGACCUGCCGUUUCUUAACCCCAGAUGGUUCCGGACUGGCUGUUAAUGCAGAGAAGACGGUUGCUUGAUACUCACCACCAGAAUCCUGCUGUGCUGGAUUCACCAUGGCUGAGAAGUAUCCCGCCAACCACAACUCUCCGGAGAGAAGACCGGUGCUGGUCUCAUCUCACUCCUCCACCAGUGAACCUUCUCCAUCUGGUCCCUCUGACCUGCAGCCCUUCUCCCUGGGCCGGGUAUCCUCUUCCACCAACCUGUCCUCCAUCACAGUGCCGGUGCGCCUGGAUGUCCUUUACUUCCUGCUCACUAGCGCCGCCAGAGGGGCUCAGCAUGCCCUGCAGCCCACCCCCCUUCAAGGCGGGCAAGGCUCUUUCCCCGCCUGCCACGUCCCAGCUACUCAGUACUCCUUGAGCUGCUGUGGGUGCCCCUCCUCCUGCCACAGUGUGCCAGGCGUUGCCACUGUUGUUCAGCAAGUCAGUGGGGCUCAGCAAGCCAUUGGGGUCCCCCAAGGAAGAGCACAUGGUGGGCAGAACGCUGGAGUUAUGGAGAGCCGAAACAAUGGACCCCGUUGGAGCAGCAAUGGCCAACGAAGUGAUGGGAACAGCUGGUCCCGUGUCAACCAAAACCAACCAGACUCAUCAGGGAGUUGGAGAAGAGCCCAGUUCUCCGGGGGCUGGCAGGAGAACCCGAGAAGGGAAAUGGGAGGAGGACAAGGCAAUUGGCAGGGCAGACGGCAGAAUUUUAGCAGCCCCUGGGGUGAUCAGAGGCAAGGCAUGGCUGACUCAGCCCCCUGGAAGUCAGGAUCCCAGGAUCGGAGAAGAGAAGCACCUCCUUUGGGCCCCAACGCCAGCAACCGGAGAAGGACCCAAGAGGGGUGUCAUUGGCAGACACCACGGGAUGCCCCAGAUGCCAAAAGACGUCCAGACAGUGCCAGGAUGGGGUGGCAGAAGUCUCAAGAGUCUCCUCGCUUUGUUGGCAAGACUGCAGCCGCUGGACCAGUUGAAAAGGCCCCCCAGGAGAGUGGAGAGGAUUGGGACAUGGAUUAUGAGAGGGAGCAAGCCGUCCCCAAAGCCCCAGAGAUGGCUUCCCACGCUUCUUCCAGGCAGGUUGACACCUCCAAAGACGCUGAGAUUGCUCUCCCAGCCGAUGCCCCCAAGCCGCGGUUGAUGGUCUCUCCUCCCCCAGAGCCUCCCUCCAAGGACCAGGAGUCAGCUACUGCGAGAGAACAGCCCGCGGUACCCAGAACUGAUUGGAGCAAGAGUGCAGGGUUCGUCAGCUACCUCAAGAGCCUUUAUUCCGACCCAUCGGGGAAAUCCAGCUCUGAAGGCUCGACAGAUCUGGUCAUUGAUUUGUCCAAAACGGAGGAGGAAGAGCCGUCGCUGGAGAAUGCAAAACAGUGCCUGGAGAACGCAGCGGAUGGCAAGAUGAAAUCCUGCGAAUAGAGCGAGGCCACAAGACUGGUGAAGAAGAUCCCAGUGGAGAAAUUGGGAAGGAUGCUCUUUUUCUCUUUACCCUCUCCACCCCUCAGCAACAAGUUUGACCUCUGGCAUUUUGUAGCCUGUUGGGUUGAUAAGUUGGAGGUAUGGAGGCCAGUUGACGACGCCAAGUUAGCCUGUGUUUGGUGUUCUGGAGCCUGGGCAUAGUCAGAUAUGCCAGGGUUCUCAAAUUUUGAUCCCCAGACGAUGUUGGACUACAGUUCCCGACAUUCCCUGCAACUAAGACCAUUGUAGCAGGGGAUGAUGGGAAUCAUAGUCCAACAACAUCUGGGAACUCGAGUCUGAGAACUCCUGGGAAUAUGCCAAUGCUAUCUGCCCCAAAGUGGCUUAACCCGACUUCAGUUGGGUUUACGCGACUCCGCUAAAAUGAGGCCUCUCACAUUUGGGUCCCUAGAUGGUGUUUGACUACAACUCUGAUCAUCCCCUGCCACAAUGGCCAACAGCCACUGUGGCAGAGGGUGAUAGGAGUUGUAGCCCAAGACCAUCUACGGGACCCAAGUUUGAGUUCCUCUGCUUUAAAACAAGAUUACAUUUUUGUCGCCACCGGUGCACAUAUUAACAAUUGUAAGCUCUGUUCUAAACCCCUUUUGCUGUUCUUCAUUUUGAACCCAAUAAGAAGCCGUCCCUGCCUCCCAGUUCUUGUUGGUGUGUUGCCAGCACUUUGAGUUCUGGUGCUGCUUCCAACAUGUUUCCUUCUGUGGGAAUGCAUUUGGAAUGAUUCCUGGGAAAAUAUGGGUGGGGGUGGGGAGGGGAGUUGGAAAACCCUCACAUUGGACCUGGAAAUCUGCAUCAGUCAGUUUUUCGGUGAAAAUCCACACGUGGGGUAACACGUUCCUGCUGGUUUCUUUAUGGUUGAUCUUUCCGGAUGAAUCCGUGUCGUUUUUCAGAUCUGACCUACAGUUUUCCAGGAGGGCCUUUUUUUUAAAGUACAGUUGUGCGGAGAUGACUUUUCAUUGAAAGCACUCCCGUUAUUGGCUUCUUACCUGUUUAAAUCCCACUGCAAUUAUAUAAAAGGUCGCUGCGUCCUAAUCCAGCACACGGACAGAGCAGAUCACAAUCCAAAGAACUUGGCCUAUUUGUCUAUUGAAUAGUAGUGCUUACACCAAAAUUUGGCAUUUCAGCUGGGCCCGUGGACUCUGUUAUUUGUUAUUUACUGAGAGGAGUCACUGUUUUGUUUCUGUCUGCGUUUAAUCUAGAAGAGAUUAUUUUGAAAGUUGCUUUGCAAAACCUGGUUGAUAGUUUCUAUGUAUAGUUGGUAUUAUAUAAACCAAUGAGGACUGGUUUAGAUGUCAUGGGAGUCUGGGUUCGAGCCGGGCUCUGUGUGACGUCCCUGCGUCUUGGAGCAUGCACUCUCCCCUCCCCAUGUGAAUGUUCUGCUUCCUAUCUAGGUUAAAAUAAACUGAGAUUGGCUGUGUCAUUUGAGCCCACCAAUCUUGGUUUAUUCUAACCGAGAUUAGAGUUUCCAUUUCCUCGGGCUUAACCUGAGAUUGGAGCUUCCUUUUCCUUGGGCUGAAUCUUUGGUCACCUAGAAGUCACCUUGGCUCGAGAAGAUUUGUGUUCAACUCCCCGAGUCCUGUCCUCAUGUUCCUUGUUUCAAUAAAGAGAAAUCAACACUGCCCAGGCAGAAUGGGCCGUUUUGAAGAAA
Molecule: messenger RNA, 3475 nt
Organism: Hemicordylus capensis (graceful crag lizard)
Lineage: Eukaryota; Metazoa; Chordata; Lepidosauria; Squamata; Cordylidae
Exons: 2
Coding region: 442-1776 (444 amino acids)
Source: RefSeq, a predicted model, not a curated record